GCGCAAGAAAAAUCAAACUCCUGACUGAAGCGUUCGAGAAUCCCAUGGCGCUUCUUCAAUCUCCAUCGUUUUGCUUCCCUCUCGCCCUUCUCCUUUCUCUCCUUGUAACCUUGUCGCACUGCUUCAACCCCAAGUCGCUUAACUUCUCGAAGGUUCAGUCCGACGGCGAUUGGUCGCCGGCGGGCGCGACGUGGUACGGGAGUGCCAAUGGCGCCGGAAGCGAUGGUGGUGCAUGUGGGUUUGGGAAUGGUGUCGACCAAGCUCCUUUCUCUUCAAUGGUGUCUGCAGGAGGGCCUUCUCUUUUCAAAUCAGGCAAAGGAUGUGGAGCUUGUUACCAGGUGAAAUGCACCGAAAACGCCGCUUGUUCCGGAGACCCGGUGACGGUCGUUAUAACUGAUGAGUGCCCAGGCGGCCCUUGCGUCGCAGAAUCUGCUCAUUUCGAUUUGAGUGGCACGGCUUUCGGAGCCAUGGCGAGCUCCGGCAAGGCCGAUGAACUUCGCAACGCCGGGGUGCUGCAGAUUCAAUACCAAAGAGUAGAGUGCAAUUACCCCGGCAUGAAGGUGACGUUCCACAUCGACUCCGGCUCGAACCCCAACUAUUUCGCCACGCUAAUUGAGUAUGAGGACGGGGACGGCGAGCUCGGCGCUGUCAACCUGAAGCAGGCUCUAGACUCUGACUCUUGGCUUCCAAUGCAACAGUCGUGGGGUGCGGUUUGGAAGCUGGAUGGUGCGGGCCAGCUGCGCGCCCCGUUCUCGAUCAAGCUCACCUCCCUCGACUCCGGCAAGACCCUAGUUGCCAACAACGUGAUUCCAGCCGGGUGGCAGCCCGGACAGACGUACCGGUCCGUCGUCAACUAUGCUGUCUGAGGGUUGUGUGCGGUUUGCCUGGGAGACGAAGAGAUGGAAAUGAUCGUUCAUGGAUUAGGCUGUGUGCGCUUUAUAUGAUUGGCAAAAAUAAAAUAUAGGAUGGUGUGGAAAAAGAAGGUAGUUUGCCUUUUCCCCUCUCUGUGUAGUCUAGCAGCUAUGAGCUACCUCUUGGAAAAGAGAGUAGUAGUGAGAAAUGAAUGAUAUUGUCCUUUCCAAAUCAAGAAUGAUUCGAGUAUUUUUGUUC
Molecule: messenger RNA, 1110 nt
Organism: Syzygium oleosum
Lineage: Eukaryota; Viridiplantae; Streptophyta; Magnoliopsida; Myrtales; Myrtaceae
Product: putative expansin-B2
Exons: 4
Coding region: 45-866 (273 amino acids)
Biological process (GO): sexual reproduction
Cellular component (GO): extracellular region
Source: RefSeq, a predicted model, not a curated record